Molecule: messenger RNA, 1248 nt
Organism: Eruca vesicaria subsp. sativa (arugula)
Lineage: Eukaryota; Viridiplantae; Streptophyta; Magnoliopsida; Brassicales; Brassicaceae
Source: the annotation of a GenBank genome assembly
CAAAAUUCUUGCCUUCUCUUCGUCUCCGAGCCCCGUGUUCCCCCACGCCGCAAUUUCACGGCUUUCCCUUUUAGCCGUUCUCUUUCUUUCUGUGUUCUGAUUCUCUAUCUUUCUUUUUUUUUUUGAGUUGUAUUCAAUCUUCUUGUGAAGAUAAGAAGCGGGACUGGACCUUUUGUGACACACAGGAAGUAAUGAUGUUUGGUUUAGGUUGUGCCAAAGGAAUCGCUAAUCGAUUUUUUAGAAAUCCCAGAUGGAGGUCUGGAAUAUUCGUGCAUCAUAAUCAGUUCCCUAAUUACUCCGUCUAUACAAAGCAGAGACCUUUCGUAGAAGUUCCACAUGAAGCAGCGUCUUCAAAUCAGAAUGUAUUCGAGUACAGCAGACGUUACAUGAGUAAUUCGACGAUAGAGCUAAGAACUGAAGAUAAUGUGGUGAGGUUUUCUUUCAACAACAAAGUCACUGAAAACAGAAGUGUGCCUAUGAGGACAGACAAGAAAUGGAAACGAGCUAAAUCGUCAAGAAAGGCUAAAGUGAAUGAGUUAAGGUUUUACCGUCUAAAGGCCAAAAAGAAGAUGAAUUCUCCAAAUCCUGAAGUUAGGAUAAGAUAUAAGCUCGAAAAGGCCAAGAGAAAAGAAGAAUGGUUGAUUGAGAAACUGAGGAAAUAUGAUGUCCCGAAAUUGCCAGCAGAAGCCUAUGAUCCAGAAACUUUGACAGAGGAAGAGCAGCAUUACCUAAAACGCACAGGUGAAAAGAGAAAGAACUUUGUACUUGUGGGAAGACGAGGAGUGUUUGGAGGUGUGGUCCUGAACAUGCACCUCCAUUGGAAAAAGCACGAGACUGUUAAAGUUAUAUGCAAGCCAUGCAACAAACUGGGGCAGAUUCAUGAGUAUGCAGAAGAGCUUGCUAGGUUAAGCAAGGGAAUUGUGAUCGAUGUUAAACCUAACAACGCCAUAGUACUGUACCGCGGGAAAAACUAUGUCAGACCAGAAGUGAUGUCUCCUGUUGAUACACUCUCUAAAGAUAAGGCUUUGGAGAAAUAUCGGUAUGAGCAAUCGCUUGAACAUACGAGUGAGUUCAUAGAGAAGCUGGAAAAAGAGCUUGAGGACUAUUACAAGUAUGUUGCUCGGUACAAGAAGAAGAAAGAUGAAGAAAAAUGAGGUAGAUUAGAUUCAAUGAGUAAAGCAGUGUAACUUACUGAUUUGGUGAUUUUGUUUAGCCUCAAAACCCAAAUCUGAAAACAGUGGAGAGUCC